ACUCCUGAGAGGGUUGUGUUUUGGGUGGUGAUGAGUCCCUGACCACCUCACCGCCUUCACAUGACCACGCCCCAGCUUUGAUGCAUCGACUCUCCUGCACUCCCACCAGCCACCUCGCAGUCUGCGCAGGCCAUCAGCUCGACAGCACACCCCAGCGCAACAGAUUGAAUAUAUAGGCGAAAACCAUAGACAUUGCCUGCUCUUUUCAUAACUGUAUGACACAAUUCUUUUGCAUCACACAUCUCCAACUCAUCAGCGUGUAUAGUGCAAAGAGCCACACUGAGCAUGAACCUCAGUCUUCCUGAUCAGAGUAUGCACAGAUCAAGUGAAAGCUGCCUAGAGGAUGAUAAACCUGAUGUGAUGUUGCCCUGCUUCCGCAGAAACAUGUAUGACGAGCCUCUGGCCUCCUAUUCAAACGGAUCCAUCAUCUCUCAACUCCUCCGCAAGACAAUCCAUAACAAAAGGGCACUGGAUGAAAGCCAUUUCUACCUGUCCAGCUCCACUGCUGCUGACUCCGGCCAGGAGGACCAGAGCAGUGUCUCCUCAAAGGACAGCACAGUGGAGGCUGCAUCGCCUACGCCCAGUGGUCGUGUCUCCACAGGAGCAAGCCCAGAAGAUCAUCCAAUGAUUGAUCACCUGCAGGCCAAAAGAGCCAGAGUGGAGAAUAUUAUCAGAGUCAUGGCUGGUUCUCCUAACAGCAGGCAACAUGGAGACACUGAGAGGUCUGAAAUAGAUGCUAGAGACACCCGGGAGGCCAGAGAAUCAUACAGGGAGAACAAACGUAAGCAGAGGCUGCCUCAACACCAGGAUCACAGUGCUGCUGGACAGGUAAGCAGAAAACCUGGCAGCAGCAAUGGAGAUAACUGCAACACCAAGGAAGAGGAGUGUCACAAGUUGAAGGAGCAGCUUCACAGCAUGCAAAGACUCCUACACCAGCUCCAGGAAAAGUUUCUUCAAGUUUACAACCAGGAAGAUCCUGAGUAUGAAAAAAGAGAUGCAACAGAAGUUGAUUCUGAGCAUGACAUCCUGGGUGAAAGCACAAAGUCAUGCUACAUAAGCAGUGAAGAGGAUUUUGAGAGGAAGAACAGCAGGUUGACUGUAGAUUGUAAAGACCGAAUGAAAGUAGUUGGUUACCUGCUACACCAAAGAGAAAGUCAGAACCUACAGGAAACCCUGAAGCAGGAGCUCUCCAGGGCUGUUGAUGACUGUGUGGACAGGGUGUUUAAGAAGGUCUCCUCCACAGACCUGGAUUUGUCCCCACAGCAGCGUUUGUGUUCCUCGCCAGAGAUGCAGAUCAAUGCAAGUGCAGACAGGAAGAGCCAGCAGGUUAGCUCCGGCCUUGACCAGGCCCAAGCUGAGGAGGCCACAGUGAAAUCCCGGUCAGUGGAGUACUAUGAAAGCUCUGAGCCUCAAAGCCCACAGGACCAGACAGAGGCCCUGUCACUGGUGGUCCGCAAACCGACCGUGACCCCUGUAAGCUCAGUCACCCCAACAGUGAAGAGGCCUUACCCCAUGCACCAGACACCCUUUCAGUUCAAUUACAGCACCCCUCUGCAUGAGAACCACAUCUUGGAGCAUCUUCUCAAGUAUGGGCCGCAUUCCAACUUUGGGGCUCUUCCUUGCAUGCCCCCGUCAAUGGACAGGACCUCUCCAGAUACCGUGGACCUGCCUUGGGACACAAUGGCUAUGAGGUCCAAGGUGACAUCCAGCCAUCUUGGCCACCAUCCUCGUCCUUCCUCCCUGGGGGCAGUGGGAGUCGAAAAUCUGUGUCUCCCUCAUGUCAAGAUUGAGUGUGGCGAACUCCAGAGCUUGGCUGAACGGAACCCCUACAUGUCCCUCAACAUCCAGGAAGGUCUUACUCCGAGUCAUCUGAAGAAAGCAAAGCUCAUGUUCUUCUACACUCGCUACCCCAGCUCCAAUGUCCUGAAAACCUACUUCCCUGAUGUAAAGUUUAAUCGCUGUAUCACGUCUCAGCUGAUCAAGUGGUUCAGUAACUUCAGGGAGUUCUACUACAUCCAGAUGGAGAAGUUUGCCCGCCAGGCCAUUGUUGAUGGCAUCAGCGACGUCAAAGACAUUACAGUUAGCAGGGACUCAGAGCUCUUCCGGGCACUAAACAUGCACUACAAUAAAGCCAAUGACUUUCAUGUGCCUGACAGGUUCCUAGAGGUUGCUGAAAUCACCUUACACGAGUUUUACAAUGCCAUUUCUGCUGCCAAAGAUUCUGAUCCCUCUUGGAAAAAGGCCAUUUACAAGGUGAUCUGUAAGCUGGACAGCGACGUUCCAGAGGAAUUCAAAACAUCUUCCUACUUAUAGGUUGACGUGAGUGAAGAAAUGUCCAGGUGAAUAAGUUAGAGAAUUUGAACUAAAUCAUUUGAAAGUAUUCCAUUAUGUCUUGUAGUGCAUUGUAGUGAGGUGAAAUAUAGAUUACAUUUGUAUAAAAAGAAACAUCCCGCCCCUCCCAACACACACACACACACACACACACACACACACACACACACACACACACACACACACACACACACACACAGGUACAUACACAAACACCAUUUUAGAGGUUACAAAUAAUCUCAAAUAUUGUGCUCUGCUUUUUCAAAAAAGAAAAAAAAAACUAAUAAAAAUAAAAAAUAAAUAGUGAAUCUGUUGUGGAUUUUGUUUACACUUUGACUUAAUUGUAUUUAGACAGUUAGACAGUUAUAUAGUUGUGUAAAAAUGUUCACAAAGAUCAUUCAUAGUGUAGUUUUCCAUCAGACAAAAUCAGUUGUGUUUUGUUUUUAGUUCUAUUUCAUAGCUCUAAGUGUUGCAUAAAUGUACAUGCACUGCUGUUUUGUGUUGCAUAAUGUAUUAUAGUUCUGCUGUAUACUAUAAGCUUAAAGGAAUGCACGUAUCAUUGUUUUUCUUAUUGUGUGUGAAGGUGCGGCUCUUGUAAAGAACAAUCAUUUUCAGAUAUUUUACUCACAAACAUUG
Messenger RNA from Melanotaenia boesemani (Boeseman's rainbowfish), 2967 nucleotides. It is a transcript of the gene prox2, whose product is annotated as prospero homeobox 2. The record is from RefSeq and is a predicted model, not a curated record. Gene Ontology annotation, cellular component: nucleus. Bases 286 to 2313 code for a protein of 675 amino acids. NCBI's taxonomy places the organism in Eukaryota, Metazoa, Chordata, Actinopteri, Atheriniformes, Melanotaeniidae. The transcript is spliced from 6 exons. Gene Ontology annotation, molecular function: DNA-binding transcription factor activity, RNA polymerase II-specific; RNA polymerase II cis-regulatory region sequence-specific DNA binding. Gene Ontology annotation, biological process: regulation of transcription by RNA polymerase II.